Messenger RNA from Priapulus caudatus, 783 nucleotides. Its product is annotated as kynurenine formamidase-like. NCBI's taxonomy places the organism in Eukaryota, Metazoa, Priapulida, Priapulimorpha, Priapulimorphida, Priapulidae. The record is from RefSeq and is a predicted model, not a curated record. The coding region runs from base 1 to 783 and encodes 260 amino acids. The transcript has a single exon. Gene Ontology annotation, molecular function: arylformamidase activity.
AUGACGUAUGACUUUGCCGUAAACGAGACGAUUUACUGGCCAACAGCUGACCCGUUUAAUAUGACGGUCGUAUUUAAGGGUAUCGUCCCAUCGAGCGGAGUUUACUUAGAGGUCAAUAAUUUCUGUGCGGCUGAGCACGGAGGAACGCAUAUCGACGCCCCUUCCCAUUUCUAUCGAGGCUCCUGGGUAGUUGAUCAUAUUCCCGUUGAUGGAGUGAUCGGUGAUGCCGUCGUUGUAGACGUUACCGCCAAGGUCUCUGGAGAUAAAGAUUACCAAGCGACAGAACUUGAUCUGCGUGUGUGGGAAGAGAAACAUGGUAGGAUACCGGACGGAAGUAUUCUAUUCUUGUACACGGGCUGGGGACGGCACUGGCCGAAUAAAGAGAAGUAUCUCGGCACGACCACGAAGGAUACGAGCUUGCUUCGUUUUCCUGGUCUUCAUCCUGACGCGGCGAAGUGGCUAGUCGAAAAUCGCAAGAUCAAAGCCUUCGGGAUUGAUGCAGCUUCCCUGGAUUAUGGCCAGACCAAAACGUACAAAACCCAUACAACACUCUUCGAGAAGAAUAUUGUAGGGAUAGAAAACGUAGCGAACCUAGACCAACUUCCUCCAACAGGAGCGAUGGUAAUCGGUCUCCCCAUGAAGAUUCGCGGGGGUUCUGGCGCCCCGCUCCGUAUCAUUGGUCUGUUGCCACAGGCAACUAGAUCGGCUGCAAUAUAUAACACUGCCACGGAAUGGCUGAUACUCAGUAUUGCUCUCUUUAUUCUUGCUGUAAUAGCUGUAUGA